Messenger RNA from Drosophila rhopaloa, 2212 nucleotides. RefSeq lists its product as uncharacterized. The coding region runs from base 313 to 2157 and encodes 614 amino acids. The transcript is spliced from 2 exons. Lineage: Eukaryota; Metazoa; Arthropoda; Insecta; Diptera; Drosophilidae. The record is from RefSeq and is a predicted model, not a curated record.
AUUAAAUAAUUGCAAAAAUAAUUUUUUUUUACAUAUAAAACUCAGGCAAAAAUAUAAAUUUACUGGCGCGCCCUGCAUUUAACAUUUCAAAUUGCCCACCAAUUUCAGAGAGUUAACAUUGCAUCCAGGUGGCAACGCCGCUGCAGCCCGCGCAACAAACGAAUCGAGGAGGUGCGAAAGAGCACACAAUACAGCACAUGUGACUAGAGCAAGAGAGAGCGAGAAACAUAGGGGUCGAAAAAAACACGCGUUGCUGUGGCAGAAAUUUCCACUGUUUACAACGUUUUGAAAGGAAAAAGAAAGUCAGGCGAAAUGUCCAGCUCCGGGAGAAAGCGCAAGCAGCAGCUGAAGCCGCGCCAGGAUGAGCACCGGUCGCCGGUAAAGCGGCGCAGCGUGGACAUCAAAACGGAGCCUCUGGACGGCUAUCCGGCAUUGGCGGAUUACGAUUUAAGCACCGCGGACAUCAAACCGGAUCUCACUGAGCUCCAACUGCAGUUGGCAGUGGAGCAGCAGGUGGCCCCUAGCGUGAGUCGCUCGGAAUUGGAUCACCAAGAGAGCGAUUCUGACGAGGAUGGCUAUUCGGAGCUUAACUACCAAGCGGCUGAUGUCUUCUGCCAGGAUGAACCGGACGACUACGACCCUGAUUGGAGCAGCCAGCAGACGAGCUCCAGAUUGCUAUUCAAAUUCCCCGUUCCCAACCCAACUGGCCUGAAAUUCGCCAAACGCUUCCAGUGUCCUAUGCACUACUUCAACCAGUUGCUGGGCAAUCGCUCCCGAUUCUUCAGUUCCCUGGCCCAAAGCUGCAACAUAAAGGGAGGAGCAGCCAAAUCACAGCCCACAAAUGCCGAGGAAAUGGAAAUCUUUGUGGCCCUCUCCCUGCUUAUGAGUGAUCUAAGGCUAGAACAUCUCUCGGACUACUGGAGCACCAACAUGUUCUACGGUUUCAUGGGUUUCACCGGAAAGAUGCCCCUGGAUCGAUAUCAGCAGCUGCUGCAGUGUCUGAACUUCGACGCACUGCAGCCACAAACAGGCAAGAACAACCCGAAGGACUUUCCACUCCUAACAUUUAUCAACGAGCGCAUGGCGGAGAUAUACUUUUGUGGCCAGCAACUAAAUCUUAACGAACCCAUUACAUUAUGGAAGGGGAGAUUCAGCUACCAGGAUGAUCUGCCCAACAAAUUUCGCACCAACUCUCUGCUGCUGCACAUGCUAACCGAGCAGAGUGGGCUGGUGGUGAAGCUUCUACCGGAGAUUGUGAGACAAGAGGAUGCACAGGCUUGGGUGCGCAAUUCCCGGCAGUUGGUGAAGCACCGAAACGAGUUGGCUCUAAAGCUAAUGGAGGACUUCCAAGGAGGACGCACUGUGUACGUUUCAAAGUUCUAUGGCAGCUAUGGCCUGGCUCAUGAAUUGGCCAAGAGGAGCACUUAUUGCACUGGAAUGCUGGACAGGAAUAGAUAUGGCAAUAGCAAGGCGCUGGUGCACCAGCAGUUGGAUUCGAACAGUAUCUCUACCAGCUAUACCACGUCCCUGAUGAUGGCCAAGUGGAGGCGAUGCGCAAAGAGCUUUUACUUCUUCAGCUCUGACUGUUUGGCCAUUUAUGCCAGGGAGCUAUCCAUACAAAAGACGAACGCCAGACCCAAAUUGAUUCAGGAAUUGGACUGGCAACUGCGACCUAGCAACGAGAGUCGGCAGCACCUGAUCCACUACCAACCAGCAUGCCAGGAGCUCCCGGCGGAGAAGAAACUGGCCAUCUUUCUGCUAAACAUCCUCGUGUACAAUGCCUAUUUGUUAUACUUGGCCAAUGGCCAGAACCCGCGAGGAGGACAACUUAAAAGUUAUUCGGAGUUUCGGGUGAUCAUAAUCAAGUCGCUGCUAAGGGAGGAAGUGAUCAGCGAGUCUGUGACAGUCAAUCCCCGGAAGGCUGACAAACAAGAAAAGGUGAAGGACAAGGUUGUGGCCGAGCCCAAGGUGACGGCCGUGCGGCACGAGCCCGUGGUCAUCCUGCAGAAUGGAAAGCCGGCUCGAAAGAACUGCCGCCACUGUCACAAAGGCGGAAUGCUACAGUUUAGCAAGUUCAUGUGCAACUCAUGUCCGGACAAACCAGGUCUGUGCCAGGAACCCUGCUUCAGACUGUGGCAUGAGCAGCUCAAGAAGUAACCAGAAAUACAAUGUUAUGGACCAAGUGAAAUAAAAAUAAAAUGUAAAAAGAGCA